AUGCGAAAAUUUGAAUGCAAGAGAAUAGAAAGCAGACUUGCAGUCUAUAUGUUGGACCCAGAUAUUUCAAAUGCUUUAGCUGCCAAAUAUAUUGCAGUUCCACUUAUGUUCCCUAUACACCAAAUAUCUGUCAAAGACUUUGCAGGUGAAGUUGGAAACCAAAGUGCUGACCCAGGUGCAAGAACAGAUAUUGCUUUACAACUGCAAUGA
Trichomonas vaginalis G3 is the source of this 210-nucleotide messenger RNA. RefSeq names its product protein of unknown function, DUF4106 family. NCBI's taxonomy places the organism in Eukaryota, Parabasalia, Trichomonadida, Trichomonadidae. The coding region runs from base 1 to 210 and encodes 69 amino acids. The transcript has a single exon. The record is from RefSeq and is a predicted model, not a curated record.